Messenger RNA from Centropristis striata (black sea bass), 3228 nucleotides. RefSeq names its product carbohydrate sulfotransferase 1-like. Gene Ontology annotation, cellular component: Golgi membrane. The coding region runs from base 412 to 1728 and encodes 438 amino acids. Gene Ontology annotation, biological process: carbohydrate metabolic process; N-acetylglucosamine metabolic process; keratan sulfate proteoglycan metabolic process. NCBI's taxonomy places the organism in Eukaryota, Metazoa, Chordata, Actinopteri, Perciformes, Serranidae. The record is from RefSeq and is a predicted model, not a curated record. Gene Ontology annotation, molecular function: keratan sulfotransferase activity; N-acetylglucosamine 6-O-sulfotransferase activity. The transcript has 7 exons.
CUCAUAACUUUGACCCUUUCACACUGUAUUUUCACGUAAUGACAAUUUAUUUGAACGUUUUGUUCAUUAAAAAUGUUUUGUUAAGCUUUUGGUUGGACUAACAGACACUCCAAGCAGUCGCUGUUCAAUUUUCUGAGGCUGCUGAUUUGCAUGUGAUCGCCUGUCAUCACGGUUUCCUGAAACACUGGUCCUAUCAGGAUUCGUGUUGUCUCCUGUCCGCGGCAUCAUGUCCUCAUCCUCCCCGUGUGGCUCACAGACAGACGCAGAGCGGUGUUUACCCCACCGGCGGGGCCACAAAGCAGCAGCAGCAGCAUCAUGUCUCCGCCACAGCCAGCCCGCCGCCUCCUGCUGACGGCCAAAACACACAUGAAAGACAGUGCUGUGGCUUCCUGAUGCAUCUGUCCAGCCACCAUGCGGUGUUCUUGGAAGUCCAUGGUGCUGCUAGCAUUAACCUCCGUAGCCAUCCAGUACACGGCCAUCCGCACAUUCUCCACCAAGCCUUUAAGCCUGCUGUACUCUGUGGGCCUGGCACCCACAGACCACACUGUCAACUGCAGCCUGAAAGAUCUGACACGACUGGGCCAGGAGAGAGUCGAAGGCUCGGACCGAGGCUGCGAGGAAAUCUCCAACACCCCCUCCUAUAAUGCCAACAAGAGAACGCACAUCCUCAUUCUGGCCACCACGCGGAGCGGAUCCUCAUUCGUGGGUCAACUGUUCAACCAACAUCCAGAGGUCUUCUACCUGUUCGAGCCUCUGUACCAUGUCCAGUUGGCGCUGCUUCCCCGGCUGGCACAAAGUCGAAACCUGGCUGAGAGGAGGGUGAUGCUGGGAGCAGCCAGAGACGUGCUGAGGUCUCUGUACCACUGUCACCUCAACAGUCUGGAGAGUUACAUACGACCCCGACCUGCCAACCACUCCACGGACAAGCUGUUCAGAAGAGGAGCUAGCCGCUCUCUGUGCUCCCGCCCUGUAUGUGAGGCUUCUCUGAGCCCAGAGGAACAAAGCCUGGUGCUGGCUGAUGAGGGGGAGUGUGGGAGAAGGUGUGGACCGCUCAACGUGUUGCUGGCUGCUGAUGCCUGUAAAGCAAAGCGACAUGCAGCCAUUAAGACGGUCCGGAUUCCCCAAAUCAGCGACCUCAGGGCUUUGAUUGAGGACCCAAGUCUCAACCUGAAGGUGGUCCAGCUAGUUCGAGAUCCACGUGGCAUCCUGGCAUCUCGUAUUGAGACAUUUCGAGACACUUACCGGCUGUGGCGUCUGUGGAGAGCGACUGGACGUCGACCACACAACCUGAACCUGGGACAGAUCAACACAGUGUGUGAGGACUUCCUCAGGUCUGUGUCCACAGGCCUGGCCAAACCCGCCUGGCUCAGAGGGAGAUACAUGCUGCUCAGGUAUGAAGACUUGGCCCGGUUUCCUCUCCAGAAGACCAGGGAACUCUACAGUUUCCUUGGUCUGGUUCAGGACCACAGUGUGGAGGAUUGGAUCAUCAACAACACCCGGGGCAGCAGUGAUCUGUCAUCCCGGCAGAAGUUCACCACAGUUCGGGACUCGGCAGCUAAUGCAGAGAACUGGAGGGUGAAGUUGUCCUUCGACAUGGUGGUUUACACUCAGACUGUCUGCCAACCACUUCUUGAUCUGCUUGGAUACAAGUCGGUAUUCCACCCCAGAGAACUGAGAAACCUCUCGCACUCUUUGGUGGAGGAUAGGACGUUCCACCCAUUUUUAUAAACAACUGAUGGCUUAAAUACACCCAGUUUGGGUUACUGUAGUUUAUGGAACCAAAAGCAAGUCAACGCAAAUCACCUACCUACCUACCUACCUACCUACCUACCUACCUACCUACCUACCUACCUACCUACCUAGUACCUACCUACCUAGUACCUACCUACCUAUCUACCUACCUACCUACCUACCUAAUUACCUCCCAACUUACCUACCUACCUACCUACCUACCUACCUACCUACUUAAUUACCUCCCAACUUACCUACCUACCUAAUUACCUCCCAACUUACCUACCUACCUACCUACCUACCUACCUAAAGACCUACCAACCUACCUACCUACCUACCUACCUACGAAAUGAUCUACCUAACGCCCUACCUAUCUACCUGCCUACCUUCUUUCCUACCUACCCACCUACCUACCUACCUACCUACCUACCUACCUACCUACCUACCUACCUACCUACCUACCUACAUACCUACAUACCUACCUACUCACCCACCUACCCACCUAUCUUACUUCCUUCAUUCCCCCUACCUAUACCAACUGACCUACCUACCUCAGUUCCAGCCCUUUUUCCACUAGUACCAUUUGACAUGAAUUAAACCACAUUAUAGUAAUAAAUGCAGUACAAUUAGCUUAUUUAAGGAUUUAUUAUGUUUAAGUGAAACAAUCAUUUUUAAGCCACAGUAUGUAGACAUACUAGUUUGAUCAUGAUACAUUAUAUUUCACUAUGUGGAGUUUUUGACAGAUAUCUAUGAUAGUGUAUUACUGCCACUGUGACAGAACAGUAUUUUCUCAGUGUCUCAUUAUGAUGAGAAAUUCUCAUCUUUUUUUUUCUUCAUACUAUAACAAGUCCAACAUGUAAUAAUGCCACAUUGUUCUUGCUAUUACAGCUUAUUCUGUUAUUUCCAGCAAUGUCAUUGUAACAAAAUAUCAUGCUUUCUUAUUAUAUUAUGAAACGUCAUCAAUAUUAUAUCAACAUUAUUACAGAAAAUUUAUUUUUAGUUUUAGUAUGAUUGAUACAAAAGAAACAACAUUUGAUGUGCCAUUAGGUUGGUUUUGAGAGAGAUUUUGAGAUCAAAAAUAUUUUCACCAUUUGACUGAUUAUUUCAUAACUGAAAUGGCCAUGAUUUUUUACAAGAUGUCAUGGUUGGUUGUGAAGCUAAACAACAUUAUUCUGCAAUAGUUUUUUCAGUGCCAAAUUAAACUUGUCUCACAGAUCAGCCAUAGAACAUAACCCUCAGUGCAGAGUGCCAAUCAACUACUGUAUACAUACAUUAAUCCAGGACUGGGCAAGACCAGAAUAGUGUCAAAUUUACUAUGUUUAUUUCACAAAUUUUUCCUUCCACACAUUAAAAAAAUACUAGACCUCUGCAAAUGCUAAUCAGCAGACUUCUUUUUUGACAUUCGUGCCCAGCUUUUAAAUCUUUAAGACUUUUUGAUACUCUGGCUUAUCUCAUCCAAAGCAGGAAAUAAAACGUAAUGAACUCAAACCAUGUAAA